AUGCCCGAGUCGCCGGCCGACAGCUCGCUCACCGCCGCAGACUUCCUCGAGCACCAGGCCCAGCUUGAACAAGAGGCCCGCGAGGCCAUGCCCUACGAGCCCGACACUUGCACGUACCCGCGGCCGCUCCGCCAGCACGUGUUCGCGUGCCUCACGUGCCGCCGGGCCAGCGCGGCCGCCGUCGGCGUGUGCUACCUGUGCCUGAUCCAGUGCCACUCCACGCACGACUUGGUGGAGCUCUUCUCGAAACGGCACUUUGCGUGCGACUGUGGCACCGGGCGGAUGGCCGGCGGCGCCGCGUGUGCCGUGCGGGCCCGCGCAACCGCGUCCGGCGGAUCCCGCCCGUUCUCGGCGCCGCCGCUCCCGCCGGCCUCGGACAUCGAGAGCCUGGGCAACUCGUACAACCACAACUACGCGGGCCGCUUCUGCAGCUGCGCGGCGCCCUACGACCCGGCGCUGGAGCGCCGCACCAUGCACCAGUGCUACUUGGGCGACGCGUGCGGCGAGGACUGGUACCACCAGGAAUGCAUCCUCGGGUACGUGCCGGGGCUCUUCCUGGGGCCGCGGGCACACGCCGUGCCGCACUUCCCGGACGAGGACGCCUUCGUUGAGUUCGUCUGCUGGCGCUGCGUGCAAAGGCACGGCCGCGCGUUCGCCGAGCUUGUGGCGUGCGCGGGCGUGGUGCUGGCCACACGGCCCCACUUGGCCGGGGCCGACUCCGCGGACACGUGGCGCUCGCUUGCCGAGAGCGGGCCCGGCGAAAAGGGCGUCAAGAGGCCGAGACGCAGCACGCUGCCUCGGCCGCGGCCCGCGCCGUACUCGGUGUUCUUGGCGCCCGGCUUCCACGCUCGCCUCUCGGCGCUCCGGGGCCGCCUCCCCCCGGGCUCGGCUCUCCGCAAGCUUCUCGAGGCGUUUGGGUUUCUAGUCACGGAAGAGCCCGUGCACCAGCCGGCGGCGGACGGCGCCGCGUCCACGCCGGCGGCCGAGGGCUCGCUCUACGACUUGGGCUCGACGGCGCUCCGGAGCCUCCCGAUCCCGCAGGCGCUCGAGGGGCUCGAGGCGUACGACGCCAUGAAGGAAAAGCUCAGGGGCUUCUUCAAGGACUUUGUGGAGAAGAAGAAGGUGGUGACCGAGGAGGAGGUCAGGGCCUUCUUUGGCCGGAUGGAGGACGAGUGA
Messenger RNA from Metschnikowia bicuspidata var. bicuspidata NRRL YB-4993, 1176 nucleotides. RefSeq lists its product as uncharacterized. The coding region runs from base 1 to 1176 and encodes 391 amino acids. Gene Ontology annotation, molecular function: ubiquitin protein ligase activity; zinc ion binding. The record is from RefSeq and is a predicted model, not a curated record. The transcript has a single exon. NCBI's taxonomy places the organism in Eukaryota, Fungi, Ascomycota, Pichiomycetes, Serinales, Metschnikowiaceae. Gene Ontology annotation, cellular component: cytoplasm.